CCGCACUAACUGGUUCCGGGUAUCAACAUCCUGUUGGCUAACGUUAGCUGACACACAGUCUCCGCUACACGUUCAACUACAUAGAGGAUUGACAGAAAUACCACAACAGAAUGGACGGUGAGGAGAGAACCUAUGGUGGCUGUGAAGGGCCAGAUGCCAUGUAUGUGAAACUGAUCUCCUCAGAUGGCCAUGAAUUCAUAGUGAAGAGAGAACAUGCCUUGACAUCUGGGACUAUCAAAGCCAUGUUAAGCGGGCCAGGACAGUUUGCUGAGAACGAAACCAACGAAGUGAACUUCAGGGAGAUCCCAUCCCAUGUCCUGUCCAAGGUCUGCAUGUAUUUCACCUACAAGGUCCGUUACACCAACAGCUCCACAGAAAUACCUGAAUUCCCCAUCGCUCCGGAGAUCGCACUGGAACUGCUCAUGGCUGCAAACUUUUUGGAUUGCUAAAGUGAUGAAGAUAAUGUAAAAGCUUAAAACAUUUUUAGAUUUUUUUUGGUUUGUUUUGUUUUGUUCUGAAUAUUUAACUUGUUUGACAUUUUCUUCAUAUGGAACAUGAGGUUUCUUUUCUGCUCCUGGCUUUCUGUCAUUAUUUCAUUGAUAUUAAAAGAUUACAUUUUAAUAUAAUAAAUGGAUAUGGCAGGCCAAUAAUGUGAUAAAUGUGCCCCCCUUCCUCUGAAAUCUUACCUCACCUCUGCAUCUAAAUAAAGACCUAUUUGGUGAGCA
This is a messenger RNA of Stegastes partitus (bicolor damselfish), 725 nucleotides long. It is a transcript of the gene eloc, whose product is annotated as elongin C. Gene Ontology annotation, biological process: ubiquitin-dependent protein catabolic process. The record is from RefSeq and is a predicted model, not a curated record. Bases 111 to 449 code for a protein of 112 amino acids. NCBI's taxonomy places the organism in Eukaryota, Metazoa, Chordata, Actinopteri, Pomacentridae. The transcript has 4 exons.